AAAAAGAAAAACUAUAGGGAUUCAGUAUGCCUCGUGAGGCUCUCAAGAAACGCACUCCCGCGCCAGUCUCAUUUCCAAUUCUGCACUGCUGAGCAAAGGCGAUUCCAUUAGCAAAAUGAACGUGCAAGACCUUCUCUCCAACGAGGCGGCCCCCGAGUGCCCGUCGUCGCCCGCGACAUCGGUGGACAGCAGCAGCAGCAGCUCCAACUCGGACACCCCGAAGCGCGGCUGGGUAGCACCGUUCCUCCUGCAUCUGCAUCAGAUGCUGCGGCGCGAGGACUGCCGGAUCAUUCGCUGGGCCGAAGACGGCAUGGCCUUCCAGAUCCUGGACAAGGAGGCCAUGACCACGCAGAUCCUGCCCAAGUACUUCAAGAACAAGAACUUCUCGAGCUUCCAGCGCCAGCUCAACUACUUCGGCUUCCGCAAAUGGAGCAAGGCUCGCGCGCAGUUCCCCACCUAUAGUCGUGAGCACUUCACUCGUGACAACUUCAGCGAAAUGUCGCUAGUCAAGCGCCAGAGCAAGAAGUCGCGCAAACGCAAAGCUGUCGAUGAAGAGCAGCAGCCAGCUAAGCGCGCGGCCGUGGCUACGCUCAACUAUGGUGCCGAGAAGUGCAAGCCUAUUCUCCCGCGUCCCGCUACCCCCACCGUCGUGGCUCCAAGCCUGUCGUACCAACCUCAAGUCGUGUCCCCGCCAAUGCACCCAGCACCGGUGUUCAACCUGCCUAUUCUAUCCCCCACCCGCAAGAUGAACAGCGGCUACAAGCUGCCGUCCAUCCGCGAGCUGUCGCUCUCCAGUGCCUUGCCGUACUCGACCAUUGGCCCGAUCCGACCCCGCCUCAUGGCGUAAAUGUCUUCGUCCAGUAUUUUAUGACAAUUUUCUUAAACUCUACCAACAAUAUUUAUACAGAACAUCAAAAACAAAAUUCUUGUUACAUUUCCGCAAA
Molecule: messenger RNA, 944 nt
Organism: Phytophthora nicotianae INRA-310
Lineage: Eukaryota; Oomycota; Peronosporomycetes; Peronosporales; Peronosporaceae
Exons: 1
Coding region: 116-847 (243 amino acids)
Biological process (GO): regulation of DNA-templated transcription
Molecular function (GO): DNA-binding transcription factor activity; sequence-specific DNA binding
Source: RefSeq, a predicted model, not a curated record